CAGCGCGCAACGCGCUAAGUCGACACGUUUUUAUUUUUUUAUUUUAUUUUUUGAUAAGUUUUGUUUUUUUUUUCGUUAUCUUUAUACACCUAUCUAGUUCCGUGUAAUUUUGUUUAUAUUUUAGCGUGUAUCUUAAUAAUAAACUAAACCAUGCUUUGGUCCGUUUUGUUGGUGGCCCUGCAGUGCCACCUGUUGAGUGGACACUUUAUCAAGGAUGACCAUUUUCGUGAUAGAGAAGUGGUUCUUGCUUUUGUGGUGAACAGGCACGGCGAGAGGUCCCCAGAUGCGGACGAGCUAUCUUUUUCUGACCAGCAAGAGAAAAUAAAGAACCUCACUUACAUCGAAGGCUUGGAAGGCCUUACAAAUAUUGGUAAACAAACAGCCUUCCAAAUUGGUAAAUUCAUCAGACAGCGAUAUGGGCGCGAAGGUUUAGGGCUCCUUUCCAGCCUCUACCUCCAAGACGAAAUAUCAGUAAGGAGCACGGAUAAGGAAAGGACCAAGAUGACCGCGCAAAUGGCCAUGGCGGCGUUGUACCCCCCAGAAGUUCCCCAGCAGUGGGGUGAAGGCUUGGGAAAAGUCUGGCAACCCGUUCCUUAUACUGCUGUACCAUUGUCUGAAGAUUAUCUACGUUUCCACUCCAACUGCAAGUACUUCAAAGAGCUGCUGCAGAGGGCCAAGGAAGAAGCUUCCCACCAAGAGUUUGCUCAGUUCAAGGACCUGGCGAUAAUCCUGAAGAAGGAAACUGGCAGGAAUUUCACUGAAAACCCCCUUUUGUACCAAGUUCUAUUCGAUUUGUUCAAGAGUCAGGUCAGCCUUGGCCUAGAUGUUCCACAAUGGGCAAAACCGCUGUUGCCUAGACUAGGAGAAGCCGCCGGACUGUCUUACAGGCUGUACUUCCGUUAUGAUGAGAUGAAGAAGAUCGGUGGAGGAGUAAUUCUGAAUGACUUCAUCAAUGCUGCCAACGAUAUAGCAGCAGGCAAGCAGGUCCAGAAGAGGUUCCGCAUGUAUUCCGCCCACGACUUCAACAUCGGAGCUUUGAUGGAAGUCGCCCAGGUCCUCAAGCAUGAACAAAGCCUGCCUGAAUACGGAUCCCUGUUUGGUCUGGAGAUGUACAGGUUGAAGAGUACCGGAGAAUUAACUGUUGUGCCAAUCUUCUUGCCCAGAGCUGGCCAGUCCACGGCCCAGAACCUGCACAUCACGGGCUGCGAGAAGAGUCAAUAUUGCGACUUCAACAAAUUCAAGGUCAUAACUCAAGAGUACCUCCUUAAGGAGAAGGAGUUCUAUAACAUCUGUAACAUUAGAACUGAGCUGUGAUCAUCGAUGGAAGAAGCUGUGAUGUAGCCUUAAGAGUUAAUUUAGUUUUUACAGCGAACUACAAAACAUAGAAAUAUUCCGAAUACUCUAUUAUCGUAAUAAAAUCAUGUGGUGGGCAUGUAUACCUACGCACUCUACCGCAAUCGUCUUCAAUCUAUUGUAGCUGCUUAACAGCUGUCACUAUGGUUGAAAUCUGUAGAGCGCACUUGAACUUUGCUCAGACUUAAGACACUGUUAAAACGAGACAGCGUUAUGCCGCUGGCAUAAGUCUGUCUCAUUAUAACUGAAACUUAAGUCUACAGAAAGUCAAAGUGCUCUCUAUAGAUUUAAACGUAUGAGUCGGUCGAUCGCAGCAGCGCGAGCGGGUAGAGUCGUAAGACCCACAGUGUCAAUCAUGACCCUGUUGCAAUUUAAACAGACGUUAAUGAGACCUAUUUUCAAAUGACAAUUGGAUCGCCUUCUAUGCUUUGUCGUUCACUGGUUGUUUAGCUGUUUCCUGAUUGGUCGAUGCAUUGGCUACUUUACCGAAACGUUACCGCGUUGCUAUUGUAAAUGUGUCUAUAAUGUUUGCGCGCCUUUAGUACUCAGGGUAUCUGUGUUUUAGAUCAUAGGACUAUCAUCAUUGUCCACUAGUGGACAUAGAUCUCUUGUUGGGACUUCCACAAGCAGCCCUGCGACUCGUUUGAUGUCGCUUGUCCACUUAGUGGGGUGGUCUGCCAUAGGACCAAAUAUGGGCUAAAUACUAUGGAUUUGAUAAUCUAAACUGAUUGUCAGUAAAGCCUAGGCGCAAGGCACACCGACAGAGUCAAGGUGUGGCAUCUUUCAUGAAAUCAACUCAAUCCAAGGUUGAAAUCUGUAGAGCACACUUUGACUUUGCUAAGACUUAAGUUUCAGUUAAAACGGGACAGAUUUAUGGCAGUAGUAUAACGCUGUCUCGUUUUAACAGUGUCCUAAGUCUGAGCAAAUUCAAAGUGCGCUUAAUAAAUCUCAGCCUAAACUUCAUUUACGAUGUAGGACUUGGUUUGCGAACAUACUGGAUAUGUAACUUACAAACAUACCGAACAGCAAUAUUUUGCAAUGAAAUUCUCUUACCGUCAUUCAGUUUCCUGAAAAUCAGCGGUGAGUACGGCGAAUGCCGUUCGGCGUAUGCCGAAACUGUUCCGUCCAAUUCCCGCACAUACCGCGAAGGAAACACUCUUUGAAUAACAGCCAAUCGGUAAGCUUUCGGUAUCCAUGUUUAACAAAUACCGACUAUACGCCCUGACGCAUCGACAAGUUGGAAAAUAGCCUCGUAAUGUGUCAUAUGAUAAGUUUGUAAGACAAACUUGUCGAAUUCGAACAAACUACUUAAAGUUUUAAUAAUGGGAAGACAAUCAAGAACAAUCAAUUGUCGAUAAAAUUGUACUUAAUUAAAACUUAGGUAGGUAUCUAAUUUGUAACAAGAAAGAACAAUAUGUAUGGACUUUAAUAAAAUUGUGAUAUUGAUAUUUUUUUUAA
Messenger RNA from Maniola jurtina (meadow brown), 2811 nucleotides. Its product is annotated as venom acid phosphatase Acph-1-like. Bases 151 to 1314 code for a protein of 387 amino acids. Lineage: Eukaryota; Metazoa; Arthropoda; Insecta; Lepidoptera; Nymphalidae. Gene Ontology annotation, biological process: dephosphorylation. Gene Ontology annotation, molecular function: phosphatase activity. The transcript has 8 exons. The record is from RefSeq and is a predicted model, not a curated record.